AUGGCGUUCAGCGGGACCCAACAAAAGUGCAAGGCUUGCGAUAAAACUGUCCACUUCGUCGAAUCUUUAUCUGCCGAUGGAGCUGUUUAUCACAAAAACUGCUUCAGAUGCAGCCAUUGCAAUGGUCUUCUUGUGAUAAGCAACUACUCAUCGAUGGAAGGAGUUUUGUACUGCAAGGUUCACUUUGAGCAGCUUUUCAAGGAAACUGGAACCUACACCAAGAAAUUCCAGUCGGCUGGAAAGCCUCCAAACGAGCUGUCUAGAGCCCCUAGCAAACUUUCAGCUUUCUUCUCUGGAACUCAAGACAAAUGUUCAAAAUGCAAGAAAACCGUGUAUCCAUUGGAAAAGUUGACCGUUGAAGGUGAGUUUUACCACAAAUCAUGCUUUAGGUGUGCACAUGGAGGAUGUUUCCUCACUCCUUCAUCCUAUGCUGCUCUUGAUGGAUUUCUGUAUUGCAAGCCUCACUUCUCUCAGUUGUUCAAGGAGAAAGGUAGUUAUAGUUAUCUAUCCAAGACAGCUUCCAUGAAGAAGAACGAAGAGCAAAUGGCUGCUGAGAAAACUGAGGAUAAGACAGAGUCAGAAACAGAGAAAGAGACAGAGAAGACAGAGACAGAGGCAGAGGCAGAGACAGCAAAGGAAGCAGAACAAGGUGACGAUGAUGCUGUCCCCGCGCAAGAGUAG
Messenger RNA from Abrus precatorius (Indian licorice), 681 nucleotides. Its product is annotated as LIM domain-containing protein WLIM2b-like. Gene Ontology annotation, biological process: actin filament bundle assembly. The coding region runs from base 1 to 681 and encodes 226 amino acids. The record is from RefSeq and is a predicted model, not a curated record. The transcript is spliced from 5 exons. NCBI's taxonomy places the organism in Eukaryota, Viridiplantae, Streptophyta, Magnoliopsida, Fabales, Fabaceae. Gene Ontology annotation, molecular function: actin filament binding. Gene Ontology annotation, cellular component: actin cytoskeleton; plasma membrane.